Messenger RNA from Eublepharis macularius, 2180 nucleotides. Its product is annotated as septin-2. Lineage: Eukaryota; Metazoa; Chordata; Lepidosauria; Squamata; Eublepharidae. Gene Ontology annotation, biological process: cytoskeleton-dependent cytokinesis; cell division; regulation of exocytosis. The coding region runs from base 181 to 1230 and encodes 349 amino acids. Gene Ontology annotation, cellular component: microtubule cytoskeleton; septin ring; synaptic vesicle. The record is from RefSeq and is a predicted model, not a curated record. The transcript is spliced from 14 exons. Gene Ontology annotation, molecular function: GTPase activity; molecular adaptor activity; GTP binding.
UCGGCGCUGGAAGGGAACGGAACGGAACGGAGGGGCUGGAGGCCAGAGGGCCCCUCUUUUCAUAAUGGGAUUUUGAUAUGAUGACGUGCCUGGGGGGGUCUUGCAUUGGAAUAAGAGGAGCCCAGCCGAGCUUGAUCCCUGUGCGCACUUGGAGGGUUCUGAAAUUUGCAGUAUAGGAUCAUGUCUCAGUCUGGUGAAAAAGUUAAGUUUUCUGAUUCUGCAGGCUACGUAGGCUUUGCUAACCUUCCCAACCAAGUCCACAGGAAGUCUGUAAAGAAAGGCUUUGAGUUCACCCUGAUGGUGGUUGGUGAAUCUGGUUUGGGAAAAUCCACUUUAAUAAACAGUUUAUUCCUGACCGACCUCUAUCCUGAACGUUACAUUCCUGGAGCUGCAGAAAAGAUAGAGAGAACAGUUCAAAUCGAAGCUUCCACUGUAGAGAUUGAAGAACGAGGGGUAAAGCUCCGUCUGACAGUAGUAGAUACACCAGGAUACGGAGAUGCUAUUAAUAGCCAAGACUGUUUCAAGACGAUCAUCCAGUACAUCGACAAUCAGUUUGAAAGAUACCUUCAUGACGAGAGCGGCCUCAACCGGCGCCAUAUUGUAGACAACAGAGUCCACUGCUGUUUUUACUUCAUAUCCCCCUUUGGACACGGGUUGAAACCUUUGGAUGUGGAAUUCAUGAAAGCGCUUCAUGGAAAAGUCAACAUAGUUCCUGUGAUUGCCAAGGCAGACACUUUGACACUAAAGGAGAGAGAGAGGCUGAAGAGAAGGGUUUUAGAUGAGAUAUCCGAACAUGGAAUCAGGAUUUACCAGUUACCUGAUGCAGACUCUGAUGAGGAUGAAGAAUUUAAGGAACAGACCCGGGUACUGAAGGCGAGCAUUCCGUUUGCUGUCAUUGGUUCCAACCAGCUUAUUGAAGUGAAAGGGAAAAAAAUCAGAGGUCGCCUGUAUCCCUGGGGAGUGGUGGAAGUUGAGAAUCCAGAACACAACGACUUCCUGAAAUUGCGCACGAUGCUUGUAACGCAUAUGCAGGAUCUACAAGAAGUAACCCAAGACCUGCACUACGAAAACUUCCGGUCCGAGAGGCUAAAGCGCACUGGCAAGCCUGUUGAAGAAGAAGUUGUGGACAAAGAUAGGAUCCUUCAGCAGAAGGAGGCGGAGCUGCGCCGCAUGCAGGAGAUGAUUGCACAAAUGCAAGCCCAGAUGAGGAUGAAACCUGGGGAUGAAUGAGGAGCAGGCCAGGCUGCUGAUGCAGUUCUGUGAUUCUCUUGAAAAUGGGUCCAUUCUUUACUUCAGACCGAAUGACACUAGCAAAUACCAAUGGAAUAAUGCUGGGAUGCAGUGCUGGGUAUUGCGAGAUGCAGUUGAAAAUCUUGGAAGAUCCAGUCGGAAAGCCGCCUCUCCCUCUCAUGAUAUACAUAUCCAUCCUUAAUCACGUUGGCUUAUAUAUAUUAUUUUCAUCUCGAUAAUGAUGUUCUCCUGCUUAUUAUGUCAGAUGUAUUUUCCUUUAAUUUUUUCUGCCUCCAUUUCUGUUUUCAUUCAAAAAAGCGAAUAGGCUCACAGUAUAUGUAUGUAAGCUUUGAGAGUAGGUUGAUGAACCAUGGCUUUCUUAUUUAGGAUAAUUCUGGGUGCUGUUGUAACUUUCUUUCUUAAAAGGACCAGCAAGCUGUUUCCUAUAAAUGUAUGCACGUGCUUUGCUUCUUGACCAAGUUACAUUUUGCUUAGUUAGAAGAAUGACGGUAUGCCUUGUUGCUAGUUCAUAGGAUUCUUUUAUCAGUGUUGUAUGUUUCAAAAAGUCUGUCUAUGUAAGCUGUACUUGUCUUAGAUUGCUAGGGUAGAAUUCUAUCAGGUGCUUUCAUAAAAAGAGGGAUGGGGUGGGCGUGGGGAGGUACAGAACACUAAAGCUACAGGAAUGAUGGCGGUACAGGAUUGAACAUCCCUUAUCCAUGAUGCCUUAAAUCAAUGAAAAUGCCUGGCAUGCCAAAAUUAUUCAUGGAGGGGGGGGGGCCUCCUAAAAGACCCAUCCUGGGUUUGCAGGUACUAGUUAACCGUUCUGGUUGAAGCCAUUUUGGUUCCCUCACUUGAGAGAACAACAGUCUGUACUCAAAACGUUUUAUAUGUACCAUGACACUAAUUUCCUUUAGCGUUUUGUAAUAAAUGGAAUAAACAUGAGAAAAUGA